This is a messenger RNA of Branchiostoma belcheri (Belcher's lancelet), 1266 nucleotides long. RefSeq names its product sphingosine 1-phosphate receptor 1-like. Gene Ontology annotation, cellular component: membrane. Gene Ontology annotation, molecular function: G protein-coupled receptor activity. The record is from RefSeq and is a predicted model, not a curated record. Gene Ontology annotation, biological process: G protein-coupled receptor signaling pathway. The transcript has 2 exons. Bases 1 to 1266 code for a protein of 421 amino acids. Lineage: Eukaryota; Metazoa; Chordata; Leptocardii; Amphioxiformes; Branchiostomatidae.
AUGGCAAUAAACGAGUCAACCAUGUUCAACAACAGCUCUCUUUCAUCGCCCGUGACCGGCGUGACACCAGAAGGUGACAUCAACGGGCAGCUUCCCUGCUUCCUGCGGCACUUACAGAACAAGUCAUCCUACGACCAAGCUCAGGACGCCUGCUCCAUGUACAUGAACUUUGUAGAGUUGGGAACAGGACUUACUGUCGUUUUUUGGCUGACGGGACUUCAUAUCAUCAUCUCAAACGCUGUCGUACUUUGGGGAAUCAUCCGAACACCAGAGCUCCGCAAACAGAUCUACAUGUUCAUGGCAAACCUUGCCGUGGCAGACAUGCUAGCAGGUAUUGGACUCAUCGUACGGUGUCAAGCUGUAGACAGAGUAGGAUUGAGCAGACUGUAUUUCAUGAUGAAUAUUGAUACUUUCCUAGUGUAUAGUCAGAUUAUGUCUGCAUCAGCACUUUGUCUACUGUCUAUAAGCUCUUAUGUUGCUAUAAGGCAUCCUAUAUUCUUCCACACCCAUGCUCACAAUGGCAAACGCGACGCAAGUGUGGCUAUUGUUACUUCGUGGCUUGUUCAGACAAUGUUAGGUUUUCUGCCCAGUAUGGGUUUGAACUGUUUAGAUAUGCCCGAUUUAAAGUGUUUCAACUUUUCCCCCCUACCGAUUGUUGCUCUUAAAGUCACCACAAUGGUCUUGCUUCUCUGUGUCAUGCUGUUCACGAAUACAAGUGUAUUCUUGGCCAUCAGAGAACGGCAAAAGAGAAGGCUUGGGCAGCCACAGGGACAAAACAGAGCAUCGCAAAAUCAGGCUAACGAUGCAGCAGAAAGAAAAUACCAAAGCAGUGUGCACAAAGCCAGGACUGUUAUGAUUCAGGUAGUAGCGGCCUUUAUCUUUUGGCUCUUACCCCUUAUACUUAUCCCAGCCUGCCUUACGGCUAGGGAGAAGUGCCCAUUUUCUAACGGAAUAUCUUUGUCGGGACCAUUGCUGAUGUCUUUUAACUCGGUGAUCAAUCCAAUCGCAAGCAUCAUCCGCACACCGGACUUACGAAAGAGCCUCCGCGGAGACAUGACAAUAAUCUACCAGGCACUGUUCAUCAUAGUACGGGGAAACCGUGUGAACCCACAGGAGGAACAAAUUCCUCUAAACCAGCGGGGCGGUACCGGGGCGGCUUCUGGGAGUGACCAGAACAUGCCAACAGGCCAGCCCGCUAAAGGACAAAACGUGGCUCCGUUAAAGCGGGGUAGGGCAGGCAGUCUUGCCAUUAUAGAAAUUGACUGA